Molecule: messenger RNA, 2684 nt
Organism: Tachyglossus aculeatus (Australian echidna)
Lineage: Eukaryota; Metazoa; Chordata; Mammalia; Monotremata; Tachyglossidae
Gene: CDCA7
Product: cell division cycle associated 7
Exons: 10
Coding region: 14-1363 (449 amino acids)
Biological process (GO): regulation of DNA-templated transcription
Cellular component (GO): nucleus
Source: RefSeq, a predicted model, not a curated record
CCCUGUCGCCAGCAUGGGCCCCUUCGGCGAGCCGCAAAGAGAUCUUUCUGUAAAGAAGAACUUCAAAAGAUUCCGAAACGUGAAACUGAUUUCCAUGGAAACCUCAUCAUCCUCUGAUGAUAGUUGUGACAGUUUUGCUUCUGAUAAUUUUGCAAACACAAAACCCAAAUUCAGGUCAGAUAUCAGUGAAGAACUGGCAAACGUUUUUUAUGAGGAUUCUGAUAAUGAGUCAUUCUGUGGGUUUUCAGAAAGUGAGGCCCAAGAUAAAAUGGGGAAUUGUGGAAUUUUACAGAAACCCAAAUUCAGGCCAGAUAUCACUAAAGAACUGGCUAAUAUUUUUCUUACGGACUCUGAUGAUGAAUCCUUCUGCGGUUUUUCAGAGAGUGAGAUACAUGAUGGAAUGAAACUGAAAUCAGAUAACGGAAGAAGGAGGACAAGGAGUCAGAUGAAGCAUCCAGCUCCUUUGAGAGUCGCCCUGAAGUUUCCCAGUCGAGAUACAAAGGGGAGGAACAGUGAUAAACCAUCCCGCCCUAAAUCACCAGUGCCUAGUGUGUCACACUCUGAUUCUGAUUCAGAAGAUGAGAAAGGAUCCAGCUUUUUGGAGAAAAGAGCUUUAAACAUAAAAGAAAACAAGGCAAUGCUUGCAAAACUAAUGUCAGAAUUACAAAGCAUCCCUGGUUUGUUCACUGGGAGAAGAUCACUGUCGUGUGCUAGUCCAUCAAAGCCAAUUGCCAGGCGUUCAUUCCCAAGGGGUCCUUUACGGAGGAACCCUGAGCGACGCACUCGUCCUCACACCAGAUCCAGGUCUCUGAUUGAGGGCCCCCCAACUCCUCCACCAGAAGAAGAGGACUUUGAAGAUAAAUACAGCUUGGUGAGAAAGAGGAAGACAAUAGAUGGAUACUUGGAGGAAGAUCAAGGACCUCGAAGGGGUCGCCCGGGUACCAUGACCCUUCCUCACAUCGUGCGUCCAGUGGAAGAAAUCACUGAAGAAGAACUGGAUAACAUCUGCGGCUCCUCCCGGGAGAAGAUCUACAAUCGAUCAUUAGGUUCCACCUGCCAUCAGUGUCGUCAGAAAACAAUUGACACCAAAACCAACUGCAGGAAUCCAGAUUGCUUUGGGGUGCGAGGCCAAUUCUGCGGCCCCUGCCUGCGUAAUCGUUAUGGUGAGGAGGUUAGGACCGCGUUACUGGACCCAAAUUGGCACUGCCCACCGUGUCGUGGAAUCUGUAACUGCAGCUUUUGUCGACAGCGUGAUGGGCGAUGUGCCACAGGGGUGCUGGUUUAUUUGGCUAAGUACCAUGGAUUUGGAAAUGUCCAUGCUUACUUGAAGAGCCUGAAACGUGAAUUUGAAAUGGAGGCCUAAAGUUGACGGAGGACGUUGCUGGCACCAUUCUGAUUUCUACUGCGAUCUGUCUUCCUUGUUAAACUUGUCUGAUCAUGGGCUGUUAAAGGUUCAACAACUUCAGCAUUUAAUCCUAAGUAUUUUUUUAUGAAGGACAACAUAGAGAAAAUGAAUUGAAUCAAGUGUAUUAUUAAUCUAAACUCCAGAGGUUUUUUUCAGUAAUGCCUUUGGUUAGUGCCUUUAAUUCUCUAAAACCUGAAAUAUGAAACCAAAAUUUUAUAAAAAUUUAUUUGACCUUAAUGCAUUGGUAUUUGGGACACAUUGUGGAACUUCAUUAAUUUGGGUCCUAGGGUGCCAAAGUACUUAGCAUUUGGCCCCGGUGUUAAUUGAGCACUAAAACUUCUGUACAGCACUAGGAAAUGCUUGUGGGUAGUAUUCUCAAUGUAAACUAACUGCACUAAAUUCCAUAGAGGCCCUCUCUUUAGUCACCUUAUUUGUGGACUAAAGUGAACAUCUACAUACUGGUAUUUUUAGCCAGAGAUUCUUUGUGACCAGAGAUAGAUAUGCUUUCAAGGGACAACAGUCCUAGGACUAUGUCACAAAUUGGUGCACUCCUGGAAGUUCUGUUAGGAGGUGGAAUUUGGGCUGUUCACCUUCUGGCCUUAGUGGCUUCUUGGCAUUCAACAAGACUUCAGAGAUUUUUUUUUAAAACGAUACUGUUAAUUGAAUGUCUGAAUUGUGGCUAACAAUAGAACUGUUUCACGACAUUAGGUUUACACUAAUCAACACAAAGAAAUUGCAUCCUGGGAACAGUGCGUUCAUCUGUAUGGCUCUCUAGAAAUGAGAAGCUCAGUAUUAGAUGGGGAUUGGAACUCAACUUUGGAUUUCCUGAGAGGUAGAGUAGAGCCUGCCCACUAGACUAACCUUGGACUUCUAGUGAAAUACUUUAAUGCUCAAAUAUUCCCCCUCUAUGUUCAAUAAAUGCGAUUGAAUGAAUGAAUGAAUUCUUGCAAUUUUCUAAAGAGAAAAUUGCCAGUAUUUUCCAAAAAAGUCAUAAAAAAUAGUCCCAAAAAAUGGCGUUUUGCUUUCUUAGAUACACAGCCAUGCUUAAUUAUACCUGCUAGGAAGUGGCUUUCCAGGCCAUUAUGCCUUGUGCGCAUUAGCUUCUGGUCAGGGCUAGGAGGUUGCUGCGCAUCCACUCCCUGCUCCAUGUGCCUUGCUUCUAGCACUACUGUUUCCAGGCUCUUCAUGUCGCCUCAGACCCCUUGCUGUUCUCGGUAGGGGCUCUUUGAGAUGCCCUCCAGGAGUGGAAAGCAGCCAGAGCAAAAUUUAAUAACACUUA